Molecule: messenger RNA, 1304 nt
Organism: Aspergillus aculeatus ATCC 16872
Lineage: Eukaryota; Fungi; Ascomycota; Eurotiomycetes; Eurotiales; Aspergillaceae
Product: putative integral membrane protein Pth11-like
Exons: 6
Coding region: 289-1284 (331 amino acids)
Source: RefSeq, a predicted model, not a curated record
CUUGACACCGCCAACCUUUCUCGAGUUGUCGAACACCACGAAUCUGAUCUAUCACCCGCGACCUCCCCCUCCCUCGUCAUGUCCCUGUCGAUCGCGAUACGUCGCAAGCCCCUAUCCCCCACUCCCUGGGCUUCUCCCCAAAACAGCCUCUGCAGAAAUAUUCAUCAGGUCGCCCGUCCGCUGCGACCAUGGCCAUGAUUCCAAAUCUCGUCCGCCACCCAACGCUUCUGCAACUCAUCACCUGCAGCCGCCAUCACCGAUACGAUCGGUAUCGCAUCGUCUCCCACCAUGUCCUCCGAGCCCACGGAGGGGGAUUUCGACCAUCCCAACCAGCAGCUGCGACGAUCCGUCAUCAUCGCCUUGCCGUUUGCCUUCGCUCUCUCGACAAUCGCGGUGGUGCUGCGCCUGGUGGCGCGCCGAGUCCACGGCACGCGCCUGUACCUGGACGACUAUCUGAUUAUUGUUGCGCUGAUCUUUAAAUAUGGCUGUUCAAUCGGGGUCGUCAUCCUCCUCUGGAACGGUCUGGGAUCCCAUAUCACCAUGAUCCCGCAGAAGAACCUGGACGUCUACUUCCAGAUCGGCUGGUCCAACGGCUUCGUCUACCCGCUGUGCAUCGCCUUCAUCAAGCUCUCCAUCCUGGCCUCCUACAAACGCCUCUUCGCGGCCCGCAGCAUGUCCGUGGCCGUGACCCUGGUGGCCACCGCCGUGGUCCUCUGGGUCGUGGGCGUCAGCGUCGCGGGGGUGCUGUCCUGCGUCCCCGUGGCCAAGUUCUGGCACCGCGAGAUCCCCGGCCGCUGCAUCGAUCCGGCGACCUUCUACUACGGGCAGCAGAUCCCCAACAUCGUCACGGACGUGGUGUUGCUGGCCAUGCCGCUGAAGAGUGUCUGGGCGCUGCCGAUCGCCAAGACGCAGCGGGCGUUGCUGUCGGGGGUGUUUUUGGUGGGGGUGUUAACGUUGAUCUUCGAUAUCGUGCGCUUGGUCGCGAUGAUCCAUAUCACCGAGAUGGGACCGGAUAUCACUUACAAUCAAGCCCCCGUGGCGGUGUGGACGUGCACCGAAGCCGCGGUGGGGAUCAUCGCCGCCUGUCUCUCGCAUCUGCGGCCGCUGUUCCACCUCGGGCCCAGCAGGAGGCUGUGGCGCCAGCCCAGUCCAGAGAUGCGCAAGCGCGAGCUGAACCCCCCGCCGGAGGAGGGGUUUUCGACCGAUGAUACUCUGUUUGAUCCGUGGGGGACGCAGCAUAGUGGGUUUACAGGGCAUAGUGUUUGUGUGGAGUCGGGAAAGUAGCCUGCCCUUAGGGAGGGAGU